This is a messenger RNA of Naegleria lovaniensis, 297 nucleotides long. RefSeq lists its product as uncharacterized. The transcript is spliced from 3 exons. Lineage: Eukaryota; Heterolobosea; Eutetramitea; Acrasida; Naegleriidae. Gene Ontology annotation, molecular function: protein binding. The record is from RefSeq and is a predicted model, not a curated record. The coding region runs from base 1 to 297 and encodes 98 amino acids.
AUGGCGGUACAGGUAACUCCAUUGUAUGCAGCAUGUAAUUUUGGAUUGUACGAAGUGGUAAAGCUUUUAAUUGAGAAAGGAGCGCAUGUCAACCACAUCAACCACGGUUAUGGUGAAGAUUGGGGUCCUCUUCAUGUUGCUAUUUACCACAAACACAAGGACGUGAUUGCUUUGUUGGUGCAAAAUAAUGCUGAUCUUAAUUACAAGGAAAAGUACGGAAGAACACCAUUGGAUCUUGCCAAGCAAGUGAAUGCUUCAGAAGAAAUCAUUCAGUGGCUUAACGGAUCAACUCAGUAA